AUGGCGACUCCGCUUUCUGGUACAGCGAUUAUCACUGGGGGAAAUGGGUCGCUUGGAUCUUCAAUAGCCAUCGCCAUUGCCAAAGCACAGCCUUUUGUGCAUCUGCUACUACUGACACGGGAUAUCCGCUCUGAUAGCGUCAAAGAACUGAGAGACAAGAUCCGGUUGAUCGGACCCCGGUCGAUUGAAGUAGCAAGAGUGGACUUGACAAGUUUCAACUCGGUCGUCAGUUUUACAGAGAACACAGUGGAAAGGGUGCAAAACAAAGAGAUCCCUCCAGUGACGCUGCUGAUUAACUGCGCUGCCGUUGCGUCCUACAUCGCCGAUCAAGUAACACGAGAUGGGUUCGAUCCCGUCUACCAGACCAACUGUAUUGCUCCGUUCCUCUUGACCAUUGGGUUGCUGGAGGCGUUCCGAGCAGGUGAUGGAACACCAAACGGCGGAGUGAGGGUGAUCAAUGUUGGUUGCUCAUCCAUGUCGAAAGGCUCUUUGGAUUAUUUCGACAAACAUGAUUUUGGAAAUCAACAACCGGGGACGCAAUUGUCCUCGAAGGAAGGGAAUGCACGCUUUGGAAGUAGCAAAUUAAUCAUGAGCGCGGCCAUGUACGCCUUGCGUCGGAGUCUGGUACUCAAUGGCAAAAUUCCCUUGAACAUAUUUACCCUGGAUCCCGGUGGAUUGACAGGAGAGAGCCAUUUAUCGGAGAACGCACCUCGGUCGGUUCGAAUGGCACACCAGACGCGGUCUGGACUCCGGCCAUUCCUGCGGGUGUUCUCUAAAAGUGCCAUUAAUAACCCUAGUGUUCCAGCCAAGGUAAUCGCGAAAGUCGCAUUCCAGAGGGAUACUGUGGAGCAAUGGGGAAGGGAGCGAUAUUAUAUCUUGGACAACGACUACCAGGCCGGAUCCGUCAUUCCGGUGCUUCGAGACCCGCCUAAAAUGGAGGCAUUGCUUAAGAAGCUGAUGGGACAAAUUGAGAUCGGUGUCAAGGACGGUUGCAUGUCUGCAAACGGGCACGAGUUGGCCUACCGCCGGAUUCGGGGUUCCUUUGUCUUCGGGACCGAUUUUCAAGCUACUGAUGCGACUGACUUUGGAGAGAUGAACAGGCAUCACGCCUUCACCAACGGCUACGCUGCCUACCCUCGCGGGCAGGGCAGCACAUUUUCCAUUUCUCCCCACCGCUUCCAACCGCGUUCACAACCUGCUCUGCGACGACGAAGGCAACUUAUCCAACGGCUGUUCCUCAUUGGUGGCGUCUCUUUGUUACUCCUCGUCCUCAUCUUCCCUUCUUGGAGAGCCACAAUUCUGCCAGUAGUAUCCCUUGGACUUCUUUCUUCUGCGGAAGACUUGCAAAUACAAACUGUACGAUAUUACGAUCUCUCAGCUGUACAGGGCACCGCAGAUGGAUGGGAGAAAGAAGAGCGUGUGCUCAUGUGCACACCUCUUAGGGAUGCCUCGUCCCACCUGCCGAUGUUCUUUUCGCAUCUCCGAAACCUCACCUACCCUCACCACUUAAUCGACUUAGCUUUUCUGGUCUCGGAUUCAAAGGAUAAUACACUAGAAAUGUUAUCCAGCAUGCUUGGGGAACUUCAGGCCGAGUCUGAUCCGCACAUGCCGUUUGGUGAAAUCUCAGUCAUCCAUAAGGAUUUCGGACAGAAAGUGACACAAGAUGUCGAGAGUAGGCAUGGGUUCGCUGCACAAGCUGGGCGGAGAAAGUUGAUGGCUCAGGCGAGAAAUUGGCUGUUAAGUGCUACGCUUCGACCGACUCACAGCUGGGUCUAUUGGAGAGAUGCCGAUGUAGAAACGGCACCAUUCACCAUUAUAGAAGACCUAAUGAGACAUGAUAAAGAUGUCAUCGUACCAAAUGUCUGGCGGCCACUCCCAGACUGGUUGGGCGGGGAACAGCCCUAUGACUUAAACUCCUGGCAGGAAUCGGAAACUGCACUGGCCCUGGCAGAGACACUGGAUGAGGAUGCGGUUAUUGUUGAAGGAUAUGCUGAGUAUGCGACGUGGCGGCCUCACCUUGCCUACCUUCGAGACCCAUACGGUGAUCCUGAUAUGGAGAUGGAGCUCGAUGGCGUUGGUGGUGUUAGUAUCCUUGCAAAGGCAAAGGUGUUCCGUGCUGGAGUUCAUUUCCCAGCAUUCAGCUUCGAAAAGCAUGCUGAGACUGAGGCAUUCGGCAAGAUGGCCAAACGCAUGGGAUUCUCCGUUGUCGGUCUCCCACAUUAUACUAUCUGGCAUCUUUACGAACCUAGUGUCGAUGAUCUUCGGCACAUGGAGGAAAUGGAACAAGAGCGCAAAGCUCGCGAAAAGGAAGAAAAGGAACAAGCUGAGCGGUCAGAGCGUGUCAAUACCCUGUUCCGGGAUACUAAAGCAGAGUCGGAAAUCGAUAACGCUUUUGUUCGCGACGAUAUGGAAACCGAGAGAAAAGACCAGAAAGCCUCGGACGAUUCGAAGAAGCUGGAAGCUGAAAGUGCUGAGGAAGCGAAAACAGACAAAUCCUCGAAAGCCCCAGAACGGGAAGAACAGAAAGCUCCAGAAACUCCGAAGAACAAAAAUUUGAAAGAUGCCGAAGAGGUGUCUGCAGUAAAACCGGCUAAGGAACAGGCCGGUGCUGCGCAUGAUGAGCAAUUAAAGCAGGGAGAGUAGCGAUGCUCAUUAUCACAGUUCUUCAUGUAUUCGGUAGCGAAAGGCAUCGGUUCAAAAUCUGUGAAAAACGGAGAACAUUGCUGCCUAUUGCGCCUCACCAGUCUCUGUGCUGGUCACAGUGUGGCUUUCUCAUUCUCUUUAGAAUAUGCCGUCAAUUACUGGCAGCUUUUUGUAUAUGGGCUCGUGGAGUGUUUGAGGCUUGAUUUAUGCAUCUGAUGUUUGGUUGAUCUGUAGGUCUGAUAUUGGGAAGCACUUGGUUUAUUUUUCGCUGUCUUGACGAUGUAUUGGUAUGAACGACUUGCCUCAUGGGCAAAACGUAUGACUCGACUAUCAGUAAAUUACAUGCCUAAGCAAUUCUAUUCUCAAACGGUCUUGAACGA
Aspergillus nomiae NRRL 13137 is the source of this 3023-nucleotide messenger RNA. RefSeq lists its product as uncharacterized. Gene Ontology annotation, molecular function: alpha-1,6-mannosyltransferase activity. The transcript is spliced from 7 exons. Gene Ontology annotation, cellular component: mannan polymerase complex. Bases 1 to 2643 code for a protein of 880 amino acids. The record is from RefSeq and is a predicted model, not a curated record. Lineage: Eukaryota; Fungi; Ascomycota; Eurotiomycetes; Eurotiales; Aspergillaceae. Gene Ontology annotation, biological process: protein N-linked glycosylation; cell wall mannoprotein biosynthetic process.